Molecule: messenger RNA, 1832 nt
Organism: Helianthus annuus (common sunflower)
Lineage: Eukaryota; Viridiplantae; Streptophyta; Magnoliopsida; Asterales; Asteraceae
Product: squalene monooxygenase SE1
Exons: 8
Coding region: 111-1688 (525 amino acids)
Biological process (GO): sterol biosynthetic process
Cellular component (GO): membrane; endoplasmic reticulum
Molecular function (GO): flavin adenine dinucleotide binding; squalene monooxygenase activity
Source: RefSeq, a predicted model, not a curated record
UACAAACCACACGUAAACGAAUCUUCUAGAGAGAGAAAGAAGUAUAACAGCUUGUGAACCGACUCACUCACAAACGCCUGCCUGCAAAUUUCUCUUCGCCUUUACCUUUCAUGGAGCUUGAAUCACCAACAACAGUUAUCCACCAGAACUAUCUUCUUCUUGCUUCCGCCGUUGCGCUGUUAACAGGCUUCCUUCUGCUCUACAUUUUGAUAUUGAAUUCUCGUAAAUCGACGGAGAUUCAUCGGAAAUGUGUUGAUAACUCCGGUGACGAUGGAUUGCGGCUCACGGAGACUGACGUUAUCAUUGUUGGUGCCGGUGUUGCCGGUGCUGCUCUUGCGUGUACUCUUGCUAAGGAUGGACGGCGAGUACAUGUGAUUGAAAGGGACUUAACUGAACCGGACCGAAUUGUCGGUGAGCUUCUGCAGCCAGGAGGCUAUCUGAAAUUGAUUGAGUUGGGUCUUGAGGAUUGUGUGGAUGGAAUUGAGGCUCAACAAGUUUUCGGUUAUGCCAUUUACAUGGAUGGUAGAAACACGAAACUCUCUUAUCCUUUGGAAAAGUUCGAAUCGGAUAUAUCUGGAAGAAGCUUUCACAAUGGGCGGUUUAUUCGACGGAUGAGGGAGAAAGCUGCAUCUCUUCCAAAUGUGAAACUGGAACAAGGGACUGUAACAUCAUUACUUGAGGAACAUGGAACAGUUAAAGGGGUGUGUUACAAAACCAAAGACGGACAAGUGAUGACCGCACACGCGCCUCUCACCAUUGUUUGUGACGGUUGUUUUUCUAAUCUACGGCGUGCCCUUUGCAAGCCUAAGGUAGAGGUACCCUCUUGCUUUGUGGGUCUGGUUUUGGAGAAUGUGGAUCUUCCGUAUGCAAACCAUGGGCAUGUUAUACUCGCGGAUCCUUCACCAAUUUUGUUUUAUCCGAUUAGUAACACCGAGGUUCGUUGUUUGGUCGACGUCCCUGGACAAAAGGUUCCUUCUAUUGCCAAUGGGGAAAUGGUCGAUUACCUCAAAACCGUCGUUGCUCCACAGGUUCCACCCGAGUUAUAUGCCGCCUUUGUGGCAGCAAUAGAUAAAGGAAACAUAAGAACAAUGCCAAACAGAAGCAUGCCAGCCGAUCCGCAACCUACCCCAGGUGCACUUUUAAUGGGAGACGCAUUUAACAUGCGACACCCAUUAACCGGUGGAGGAAUGACCGUUGCAUUAUCAGAUAUCGUUUUACUUCGCGACCUUCUUAGACCACUAAGUAAUCUUAAUGAUGCACCUACACUUUGCAAUUAUCUUGAGUGCUUCUACACUCUUAGAAAGCCGGUGUCAUCUACGAUAAAUACGUUGGCGGGUGCUCUAUACAAGGUAUUUUGUGCAUCACCAGACCCAGCAAGAAAAGAAAUGCGGCAAGCAUGCUUCGAUUAUCUUAGCCUGGGAGGCAUCUGCUCACAAGGACCGAUAUCUUUACUUUCAGGACUCAACCCGCGCCCCAUAGUCCUGUUUCUUCAUUUCUUUGCUGUUGCUAUCUAUGGUGUUGGCCGUUUGCUCAUCCCGUUCCCAUCACCAAAACGGUUAUGGCUAGGGGCUCGACUCAUCUCGGGUGCAUCUGGGAUCAUAUUUCCAAUUAUCAAGUCGGAAGGGGUGCGACAAAUGUUCUUCCCAGCAACGGUUCCAGCAUACUACAAAGCUCCUCGAGUUGCUUGACCUUAGCAUGUGUUAUACGGAUAAAUCAUCAUCAAUCAUAUCUUGAGUAUUGAAUGUUUGAAUGGUAUUUGGUAAACCACAUGAUUUUGAUUCUCUAAAAUGUUACUUUCAUCAAUUAAAAGCUUCCAACUUUGUUAAAUUAAA